Messenger RNA from Ornithodoros turicata, 841 nucleotides. RefSeq lists its product as uncharacterized. The coding region runs from base 186 to 725 and encodes 179 amino acids. The record is from RefSeq and is a predicted model, not a curated record. The transcript is spliced from 3 exons. Lineage: Eukaryota; Metazoa; Arthropoda; Arachnida; Ixodida; Argasidae.
AGAUCACCUGAUUGUUUGUUUGUCUUUUUCUAGUCAAACACUUCUCUCUUUCUUAUUGUUCUUUGAUUUUUCUGUUUGGGCAUUUUCUUUCUGCGUUUUCGAAAUGGGGUAUAUAUAGAAGACCGACGGCGAUUUUUGGAACUGUUCGCUUCGUGUUCAAGACUGUCCUGCCUGCCUUUACAACCAUGAAGGUGCUCUACGCUGCCGUUAUCUGCGCAGUCUUCUGCUUCGCCCUUGCAGAAGAAAAGAAGGAAGCCGAAAAGACUGCAAAAGCUACGGACGAGAAGAAGGACGAGAAGAAGGAUGAAAAGGUCGACGGACGUAUCGGUUACGGUGGAGUCGGUUAUGGGGGAGGCAUCGGACACCCUAUUGGUGGCGGCGGCUUGGGCUACGGCGGAGGCUAUGGCCACAAUGCCGGUGGAUUCCAGGGAGCCCAUCAAGCAGGAGCUGGAGGGUACCAGCAAGGAUCUGGAGGAUUUGCUGGUGGCAGCGCCCAUAGCAACGUAAACCGCUUCAGCGAUUCUCAGGGGUACCGCCACAGCACCGGGUUCUCAUCAAGCGACAGCAAGAACUUCGGCACUGGUCACCACCAAGGGGCCGCUGGAUUCCAAGGUGGAUCCGCCGGGCACCAGUCCGGUUAUGGACAGUCUGGAUACGGGCACCACGGAGGUGUUGGAGGCAUUGGACACGGCAUUGGACAUGGCAUUGGACACGGCGGUUACUAGAGGGCCAAUAUACACACAACCUAGUCACACCACGUCAUCAAGUACCUGUUAAAAGAAGCGGUCAAGUUCGUGGCAUUGGAAACUAAAUUAAGCUUCAAUAAAGUAUUUAUAUUAUA